AUGCUGACACUGGCAAGCAAACUAAAGCGGGAUGAUGGUCUCAAAGGGUCCCGGGCGUCAGCCACGGCCUCCGACUCCACUUGGCGGGUUUCUGUGCGAGACAGGCUGCUUGUUAAAGAGGUUGCAGAACUUGAAGCUAAUUUACCUUGUACGUGUAAAGUGCAUUUUCCUGAUCCAAACAAGCUUCAUUGCUUUCAGCUAACUGUCACCCCAGAUGAGGGUUACUACCAGGGCGGAAAGUUUCAGUUUGAAACUGAAGUUCCAGACGCGUACAGCAUGGUGCCUCCCAAAGUGAAAUGCUGGACCAGGGUCUGGCACCCCAACAUCACAGAGACGGGCGAGAUAUGUCUCAGUUUACUGAGAGAACAUUCGAUUGACGGCACAGGCUGGGCCCCUACGAGGACACUGAAGGAUGUUGUUUGGGGAUUAAACUCUUUGUUUACUGAUCUUUUGAAUUUUGAUGAUCCACUGAAUACUGAAGCUGCAGAACACCAUCUGAGGGACAAGGAGGACUUUCGGAAUAAAGUUGAAGACUACAUUAAGCGCUACGCCAGAUGA
Messenger RNA from Hippopotamus amphibius kiboko, 558 nucleotides. RefSeq names its product NEDD8-conjugating enzyme UBE2F-like. Gene Ontology annotation, cellular component: nucleus. Gene Ontology annotation, molecular function: NEDD8 transferase activity. The record is from RefSeq and is a predicted model, not a curated record. Gene Ontology annotation, biological process: protein neddylation. The transcript has a single exon. NCBI's taxonomy places the organism in Eukaryota, Metazoa, Chordata, Mammalia, Artiodactyla, Hippopotamidae. The coding region runs from base 1 to 558 and encodes 185 amino acids.